GUACGAAUAAAAUUAAAAAAUGGCCGACAAGCAAGCAAAACGCGUUGAGUUUUCUGAAAUCAAAAAUAAGCUUAGAAGAAGCUCUCUCUAUCAAAAAGAUAAACUCCGAAAGGCAAAAGAAAAGAAAGAAAGAAAAAGGAAGCGAAAAAGAGAGGAAUCACAAGACCCAAAUGUGGUAAGUUGCGGUUACCGUUGUAAACACACGUGUGAGAUCAAAGUACUGAUUUCAGGAAAGGUAUAAGGUUGCGUACACAUCGUUAAUGUUGCUUACUUAAAGCACUUGCUGCACAAUUUAAGCCUCUCUUUAACUGGUAAUCUUGUGGUUUCUUGUCAGGCCCCUCCUAAGCAAGUCCCUAGAACUAUUGAUAACACACGUGUGGCUGAUGACACCAUUGUGGAACCAGAAGACCAUGAGGUAAGGUGAACUCUUUCAUUUUAAGUGUUAUCAUGCCUUAACGUAAUAAUAUCCUAACACUGUGACUACUUCCGAAGUAACUGCAGUAUACCUGGCCACUCAAAAGCUGGAUCCAAAAGUGUUUCUACGUGGCUACAGCUUUACACCAGUUUUUAGGGGCUUUAGGUACUGAAGUGUGCCUAAAGAACAAGGCAUUUACUUUGUGGCUAUGAGGCUAUGCAGCUACCGGCUUUAGUAAAAUCCAACUAGUGGUCUAUUAUCAAUGCUGCAUUCUGAUUGGUUGAGCAACUAUCAGGCUAUAUGUUAUAGCCCACUAUAUAGCUAGUAGCAAAAAGUGUGGGCUUUUUGGUGGCAAAAAAGGAUUAAAGUCUAGCUUUAACUAGCUAAAAAUUUUUUGUUCUUGAUAUUUUUUGACCAACUAACUGGAUUUUACUAAAACAAUAAUAUUCCUCUCACCCUCAUGGCCUCUGAGUCGCUAGCCCAUGAGGCCGAAGGCCGAAUGGGCUAUUGAAUCAGAGCCCAUUCGGGCUUGAGGAAUAAUUAUUGUUAAAUAGGGUUACAGCUGUCUUUCUGGCUACAACUGUAUAAGGGAUAUGUGGCUGCGAGGGUGCACAGCUAAGUGGCCAUGCAGCUACAUAGCCACCUAGCCACUGUUUUAGAGGUAUAGCUAUUGAUUGGCCAGGUAUUCUGCAGUUAUUUUCAACAUAAACAUCAUCAUCAUCAUCAUCAUCAUCAAGAGCCACAGCAGCAUUUUACUUACCAUCAUCUGGUCAUCAUCAUCAUCACCUUGCAGUCAGUGGCUAAAUUGCAGAGAAAUCAGAGGGGUGAGAUCUUGUGUCAGCUUUUAAAGGUGCACUUUGCAGUUUCCUCAGUCCAUGUUUGAUCUUGUCACAAAUCUGAUACACCAUGACACCAGGGUCUACGUCCCCUACUUGUUUUGAAAAAUGUGAUGGGUUUUUUAUGUCCCCUUGCAAUACAAUUCAGUGGCUUAAUAACGCUGGGGUCAAUGACACAAUCAGCUCAACUGAGAAUGGUUUUCAAUCACAGCUAGCAUAAUCUCACCAAGUUUUUAAAAAAAACCUUGGUUUGUGCUCCAAGUGGGCCUCGAACUGUCUACUUUCUCUACUUUGUGUCUCUGUCUCUAAUGUCUAAUUUAUGUACAUGUAUAAAUUUCAAAUUUCACGGAGUAGUCUAUCAGAUUGGUCAUAAUCCAUUGACCUGUACUAACAACAAAUACUUAUUCACUCUAAAGUGUUUUUGUUUUGAUUAAAGACAUAUCAUUCAAUUUUUUUUUGGCCAAAGGAAUGUCUAAUAUUAUCAUUUAAUCAACAAACUACAUGCCGAUAAAUUGUUUUUGUCAGCAUGGUUUCCUUAUAUUGUUGUUCUUUCAGGUGAGAAAUGAUGAAGAAUCAGAUCAGUUGGCAACCUAUUUUAGAUGUGAGAUGGUUCCUAAAGUUCUUAUCACCUCAAGUGAUAGAUCUAAAUUGGUAAGGUAGAUAAAAUAUUAUUAAGCGCAUUUUAUAAGUCAGUAGUUCAUUGCAAUAAUUUUACAUCUUACUUAUUAAUAAGCUUUUUAGCUUAUCUUAUGUGGUACAGUGGAUAAACAAGCAACGUUUGGGAGUAAAUAAUGUUUCUCCAUAUCCCAGAUGGGGCAAUUUUUUCCCAUUGCGUAAUGUUCUUCUUAUUUUUCCUUUUUUUGACUAAACAAGCUUUGUCACGUAUUGUCAUCUUUUUUUCUUAUGAUUUCUAUGUUUGGUUGAGCAGUAUUCUGUAAGGAGGAUUUAAAAUGUUGGACACUUUUACAUAGUUUCUAAGGUUUAAAAGGUUUAUAUUAAAUACAUUUAUUAUAUAGACACGAGUGUUUUACUGAAAAAUAUACCACUAGUAAAAUUCGUAAAAACUACAUCAGGGACCUGAGUGGUUUAUUUUCCAUAAUCUCAUAUGUUUAUCAAUAACGUAAUUUCGGUAAUUUCCCUCUAUUAUUUUAUCAAUGUCUUUUUGUUUAUAUAACAAAAAGAACAUCACACUGCGGCUUGAAGAUGUGAAUUUUAUUUUCUCGUGGCAAAAACAAUAAAAUUUAUAUUGUUUUGUCACUCGAAAAUAAAAUUCAUAUCUUCGCACCACAGUGUAAUAUCCUCUUUGUAAUCCUUAUUGUUACAUUUAUUAACUAAAGUUCUUGAUUAUUAAUCUCGCUGUUUAGAAAACAGUUCGGUUUAUGGAGGAACUUCAGAGACUUAUUCCAAACUCUGAAAUCCGUGUGCGCAAAGGAUUGGAUUUGAAGAAAAUCAUUCCCCAGGCAAAGGAAAAAGGAUUUACCGCUCUUAUAGUUGUCAAUGAAGAUCGGAAAGUACCAAGUAUCCUUUCAAUUUUUUUUUGAGGGAUUUCAAUAAUAAGCAAAUAACCAACCAUCUACCACUCUUAUCCUGUCUGUUAAACUCAUUGCAAAUAGUUUAGCUUGGGAGCUGGUGCCUUUAAGGUUAGUGGGGUACCAGAUACCAUAAGCCACAGGGAGAUUUCCCUGGCAACCCCGGAAUGUGGGAACCACCCAAACGAGCACCCUCUAACUGGCACCAUCACACUGAAAUAAUUCAGUGGAAACAACUUACCUGAAAGAAUACUUUCCCUAUUAACCAAACACAAUAGCAGGAGGGAGGAGAGGGUGUAAGAAUCCCCAAUGAUUCACAAGCGAUAGCAGUACUUUUCAUCUGCAAAGAUCAGCUGAUAACACUGCACAUGUAAAGCAAUGACCCUUGAAACCCUGUACAACCCCUGGAGGCCACCCCAAAAGUCAUGUACUGUCAGUGGGGAAGACUGCUAGCUGCAUUAGCUCGAGUUUACCUGUAACUUUGCCUAAUGAUAUUAAGCCUAAUUUAAUAUCUCUGGAGAAUUUAUCAUUAUACGGUUUUCAAAAGAAAGAAAGAACAACAUUGUCUGGAAGUCCAAGACAUCCUCUUAGAAUAACAGCAAUAUGAGAAAUACUAGUUUGAUGCCAAGAAUGCUGGUAAUUGCAUUUCUGAACUUCUUGAUUCCAUUUUUUGGGGUAGUGGCCAUACCCCGAUGCCCCCAAGGUGAAAAGAUUUCUCUAAUGAUGACUUAACUAAAACUAAAAUAUGGCCAAAACCCUGCCAUGACACACAAAAACACAGCCCUUAACUAAUUGUCUUUAGAUGGAGUUGUUAUCAGUCACUUGCCAGAUGGUCCCACAGCACACUUCAAAUUAAGCAGCAUCAAACUUGGCAAAGAAAUUAGGGUAUGUUGUGUAAAAUUCAGUAGACUUAAUAUUAAUUGUUGUGCUUUUUUUGUCUGUCAUAAAUUGUUUGCAGGUCUGAAGUAAUAUAUCAAGCAUGAGACAUUUCAUCACCAGAUGAAACACUGAGAAGAAAGUUGAAAAUACGACGUGUAGCGGACUAUUUUUGACAAACUUCUAGGUGACUCAUCUGGUGGUGAAACACUGUGUCGAAUGCUUGAUAUUACUUCUCAAACAAAUGAUUUUAGGGGGAGAAAUUAAGGAUGCAAAAAAUGACCAGUUUUUCAUCUGAUCUUCAAACACUCAUUAAACGUUAAUUUAUUUGUAUUUUCUUUAUAAUUAAUUAUCAAUGAGUUUGAAAACUGUAUUAGAAGAAUUGCAAUUCACAUUGUGUACUCCUUGUAUUGUAUUCUUGUGAACUUGAUGAGGGUCUCCCCAGCCUGAUCCAUGCUCUCAGUCACUCUGGAUGAGUAAAAUUAAAAGCAAACAUUUUUUUUUUCUGCAAAAGCAAACAUGCGAAAGACUGAGGAGAGGGUAAGGUGAGCUCUCCUGCCCUCUAUCCAUCAGUCUUAGUCUACUGAGGUCAGAUGACUCAGUCAUUUGUUUUGUUUUUCUUUUUUGUUAAACGGAAUUCAUUUGCCAUGGAUUGAAAACUACAUGCAAGUGAAGAAGGUUUUCCAUUGCCCGUGGAGUGCAUAUUACUGCACUUAACUUGUAUGUGUAAAUGUAUUUUGGAUAUGCCCUAUUGAGUGGAAGCAUUGCUUUUAGCUGUUAAAAUAGCUUCACAAAGCUUCAGUUUUAAGAAAGUUUUCCAACUUUCUGACUGUUAUCUCUGUGCCUAACAAAGUUCCUAUCCUAUCCUAAUCUGGCCUAAAUUUUUAAACGCAGAUUACAAGUCAGAAAAAAAAUCUAUUGACCUUACUUUCUUCUUAGAACCAUGGUCGCAUGACAAGCCACAGACCAGAAGUGAUCCUCAAUAAUUUCAGCACGCGGCUUGGUCAUUCUGUUGCACGUUUGUUGGCAGCGCUCUUUCCUCACGAUCCGCAAUUUCAAGGCAGACAAUGUGUUACCUUCCACAACCAACGGGAUUUUAUUUUCUUUAGACGUCACAGGUGGGUCAGAUAACUACAAUCGUGGCCUCCCAGAUCCCAAAUAGAGACCUUGAGGUUCUUAGGCCAGAACAAAACUACUAGAAUGCACGCGCUUGAGGGUAAAACAUGAGAGCUGUAGUUAUUCUACAACGGAUUUUAGCGAAAAUGUCGUAGUGACGGAAAGAAUAGAAGUUUCAUCGUCUUGCGGUCGUGAGAGGGCUUAGCCUCCUUCAAUAAAAAAACUGUGUUUAUAAUCUUUUUUGGUGAAAAUUGAAAUUAAGCUUUCGGGAAGGUUCACUUUUUGUUAGAAUACAAGAAAAACCCCUAAGUCAAACUUCGUCCACGUCGUCGAAACUAAAGGUCUCUAAUGUUGGUAUCCGGACAACUUGCUCCCCUGACCUUAGUCUAGCCUGCGAGCAAGCUCUCCUAUUUGGGCGAGUGAAACGAGUCUCGCAAGAAUGGCGAGCGAGCGGCGAAUCCGGGAGGGGCCCCUCGCUCGCGCGUUCUCGCGAGACAACGUCGACGCUAAGAGUUUCUUUAAUGGCAGAUUUCUUUUCAUUUUUUUACAUGUACGCCUCAGGUAUAUUUUCAAGAACCAGAAGAAGGCAGGACUUCAGGAACUCGGGCCGAGGUUCACGCUUAAACUCCGUUCAUUGCAACGAGGAACUUUCGAUUCCAAGUUCGGCGAGUAUGAAUGGAUUCACAAGGUUUGUCAAAAAAUGAUGAUUCGUAGCAUAUAGUGCAGGUGUCUUCUUCCAGGCCAGCUUGUGCUAAUUUCAAUAUAUUUUUUUGCAUUUGCUUGAGUACUCAUGAUCUUAAAAUUAUUUUUUUGCAGAGAAAGGAGAUGGACACAAGCAGAAAAAAGUUUUUUCUUUGAAGGCGGUAGUCGGCAGAAGUAAAACUCGUGAUGUGUCGAGCUGCAGCUUCCAGCCAAUUAAUGUAACAGCGUUCUGUACAAUGGCGACAGAGAACUAUUCUUCAAAGACACAUGUCGCUUUAUAAGUACUGUCAUCACUGGCUUGGAACGCGUAUGUGUCGACUCUCGAUCUUUAUUGUAAGCCCACGAAAAUGGAGAGAAUAUAAAAUGGACAAUUUCUUGCUGGAAAUUUGUAAAUAGUAAUGUUCCAUACGAAAUUUGGUGAUUAAGUAUUUUAUUUGCCAAAUUCGUUGCCAGGUUUGCCCUCUUAAAUUUAGUGAAAAUAAAAGUGUUGCUGACGUCAUAAGUUCCGUGCUGCGUCAAUAACCUGCUGCGAAAUCAAAUUGUCAACGAGACCGACUAACGAAACCAUUGGGUAUGGAAGCAAGUUCUAAUUUGUGGCCUAUGAACAAAAUCCAAACCUAGGGAACCUCAAAUUGAAGGCACUGAACUACUCUUGUUUCUUUUGUCUAUUUUUAACUUUGUUUUUAAUCUUGGCUAACCUCAGUUGAGAGCCCCUUUGUAAUGAAUUAAUUACACGCUCUUUCAA
Messenger RNA from Porites evermanni, 6219 nucleotides. Lineage: Eukaryota; Metazoa; Cnidaria; Anthozoa; Scleractinia; Poritidae. The record is from the annotation of a GenBank genome assembly.